ACACAGCGGAAGUAAACAGUAAUCACGUUACAACCCGGAAGAAUUGGGCCCCUCUGACUAACGUUUGAACAGACAAGAAUGACUAAUUUAUCUACUGGAGAAACGAUUGAACGCGAUGCUGCGAAUACUGUCCAGCAGCUAGGUGUUGUAUUAGUGUCCUAAUCUGCUGCAGUGGAGGUGGAUGCGGUCGAACAUUCGGAACCAUGGCCGAACUGCAUGUGGUAGAACCGAGCGGAAAUGGCACCGUGGAGCAGACCGAGCGCCGCGAUGUCCGGGGCUCGUUGCGCCUGGCGUCGCCCACUCUCAUGGUUCCGCCGCGGAGCAGCCAGCUGAGCCCCGGCGGCGUCUCCAGCGGCGGCGGUGGAGGCAGCAGUGCGGGCGGCGGCAGGUCAGUGUUCGGGUUCCCAAUGAAGAGCAACCCCAGCUCCCCGUCCGAACCAGUGGACAAACCGGGCUCCCGCUGGGUCCGACUGAACGUCGGUGGAACCUACUUCAUCACAACCAAACAGACGCUAUGCAGGGACCCCAAAUCUUUCCUGUUCAGACUGUGUCAAGAAGACCCGGACCUGGACUCUGACAAAGAUGAGACGGGAGCCUACCUUAUAGACAGGGACCCCACAUACUUUGGUCCUAUCCUGAACUACCUUCGACACGGAAAACUGAUCAUGGACAAGAACCUGGCAGAAGAAGGCGUUCUUGAAGAAGCCGAGUUCUACAACAUCGCGUCUCUGGUGAGGAUGGUGAAGGAGAGGAUACGGGACAACGAGAACCGAACAUCUCAGGGUCCUGUGAAGCACGUGUACCGAGUACUGCAGUGUCAGGAAGAGGAGCUCACACAGAUGGUCUCCACCAUGUCGGACGGUUGGAAGUUUGAGCAGCUCAUCAGUAUUGGAUCAUCAUAUAAUUACGGUAAUGAGGACCAGGCUGAGUUUCUGUGUGUGGUUUCCCGGGAACUUAACAACUCCACCAACGGGAUCGUCAUCGAGCCCACUGAGAAGGCCAAGAUCCUUCAAGAACGAGGUUCACGGAUGUGAAGGAACCCCAUCAGUAACAUCCUCCAGUUUCCAUCCGCCAUCAUCUCCAUCCUCAGUUUGCUCCCGUCUCCUCUGGUGUGCCUUUCCACAGCAGAGGCUCUUCGACGUAUCCUCCUCCUUAUUUCAGCAGCACGACUCUCACUUGUCGUUCCUCGGGUUUCUCUCUUCUGCUCUGAAGAGAGGAUAAGUGAGUUCCUCGUGCCGUUUUUUUUUUUUUUCUGCAGUGCAGGCUGAGAUGCUGAGCAUGGAGGACAGAGCCUGCGUUCAGCCAUCACCUUCAUUCUGACCGUCCUGUCGUCACGGCAGAUACUUCUUUAUUUCAAAUCUGGCUCGGUUUAGCAGGAACCUCCUCAGGACUCUGAAAGGACAAAGAGGAGUCAAAAAAAAAAAAAAAAGUGACCCAGCUUGUCACCUGAAGUAGACGGGGGAGGUGGGGUCAGGGAUGCUGAGGACUUGGGGAUGUGAGAUCUCCAGCUGUUGUGGCCCCGCCCUGCUUUUCCUGAGUUGUUUUAAAAACUCCAAAAAUGAGCCACAACAUCCAAGCAGUCCAGUUUCUGGUUCGGAGAGAAUCUUUGAUAUUUUCACCCACAAAAAAAGAAAAAAACAUGGCAGACUUCAUGCCAUUCGUAUAAAACUUAAGGCAUGUGAGGAAUCUAUAUAAAUCUAUAUAGGCUACAUGAUAAAACUGAAUGCAAACGGUGUAAUUAAUCAUUUCUGUAUCAUAGUUGUUACACUUAUUGUGAGUGAAUCUAUUUAAAAAAAUAUCAGAUUUAUGACCAGUACGAGCACCUGUGGAACACAGGUGUGAGUUGCGUUUGCAGUGCCUCUGCUCUCCGUUGAAUAAUAUCACAUUUUCAGCUGCACGUUUUCUGUAGUGUUGGGAAAAAAAACAAUUUUAUUGUUUAUCCAGUGUCCUACAUAUCUUAAAAUUGUAAUGAGAAGUAAAGAAAAGAGUCGUCAUUGAAAUUAGAUUGAUAAUGCCUCAGACGCUCCACUCCAUGCACCAUUCUUUCCCAGGUGUUGUGCUGUUUUUGCAUUAAUGUCACCUCCCAGAUGUCGUUCUGCAGAACGUGUAGCAACCUUUGCAAAAGCUAAACCGCUGCUCUUAUACCAGAGCCUGCAUUAAAACGCAAAUGAACGAGAUGUCGGUGAACGUGCCAGGCGAGAAGCGUCCUGCUUCCUUUCAGUUCUGCUGUUCAACUUCCUGCCAGCAGAUUGGGAACAACCCGAGAGCGAAACGCAUUAACGGAUUCAUUGGAGCUUCUUACCAACACUAGAUUGAUGUAAAAGUCCCCAAGUUUCAGAGCUACUGCUAAAUAAUUUAUAAGAAAAACAGAGUAAGCUAAAUAUUUGCCCUAAAAUGUACAGAUAAAUGCACAUGAUGUUGAGUUUUAUGAAGUGGCUGCUACAAAAAAAUAAUAAAAAGUACUUUAAAGGCUGCAACAGGUAGAAAUAUUUCCUAAUAUUUCUUAUAAUUUGCCAAACUUAGAUCUGGGUUUCCUUUUUUUUUUUUUUAGUUUAUUAGAAAAAACAUCAAAAAACCUUUGCACAUUUUUAAACUUUAUUCAUUGAGCUAUUCUGUGCAUUUUAUUUAUUAGUUUACUAUUUUAUUUGAUCACGUUAGGAACUUACAGGGAUUUGAAUUGGUGAUCCAUCAGCAGAUGGCUCCACCUCCGAAGCUACACUCACCUCUUCUUCUUAGUGAAAAUAAUAUUAUAUAGACUGUGCUUAGCAUGAAUAAAAAUGUGCUCAAAUACCAUUUUAUAGUUUAUUUAUAGUUAAUUAGUGCCAGAAAAAGUCAAUAAUUGACCUAAAUUUCUAGAUAUUACUGAAAUAUGUGGAAAGAUUGCAUCGUUAUUCUGACUAUGUUUGAUAUAACAAGUUUUGUCAAUGUUUAUGUGGAGAUGUGCAUUAAAGUUAAUGACCACAAUCAUAUUGAAGUAUCUACAAAGAACAAACAAUGCAUAUCAAAGGUUUUACAAAAUAAUUUACAUUUACAAAAAUGAGAAAUUUGAGUUUAAGGGUAAAUUUUUUAUUAAAAUGUGCCUUUAAAUUGUUGGAUGCAUUUGCAGAAUCUUCUGAAUAUGGGAUGAUUGUGCAAAAAAGCACUUUCCAAACAUUCUUUAAGUUUCAGUCAAGUGUGAUGCAUUUAAGGUACGACAGAAACUUUUAAAUUUCAAUUUAUUCUUUUUUUUAUCCCCAUUAAAGAUGCAAUUUAUCAGGCAUAUGAAUUAUUAUUAUUAUCACUAUUAUUAUUAAUUAGGUCAAGGCUGGAGAAAUGAAACCAAUCAAGGCAUGGAAGUAAUCUUUAGGGUUUCAAAAUGUUAACUCCUGCUAAAUAGGGAAAUUUUCAUCUCUGGAGGAGAAAAAAAACUAGACUGAAAUUCCCAAGUUUUGUCGUGCUUAAACACAUCGCAUGUGACUGAGGAUUAGAGAAGAUGAAGAUGGCUGGACAUUUUUGUGUAGCAGCAGUGAGGAUUUACAGUAGUGAGACACAAGCUAUCAUAAAUUAGACAGGGGAGGGGAUCAAGGGCGGGGCUAAUCAGCUCAGCUCCAAAAGCCACGCCCCCACAGAGGAGAUUUUGGAAAUAGAGGCUUCAGAUCAACAUGAAAAAUGACUUUUUUAAGACAUUUAGAUCGAGGGAUUUUGGUUAAAAACUUCCUAAUCAUAAAUAAAGCACUACUGAGAAUGUCUUUUUUUUAAAUAAAAAAAGAUGUCAUAGAGGGACUUUAAAAUUUUAGUGUCUUUUACACAGCUUAAGUGAAUUCAGAGGAUUGUGUGUUUUUGCAUUCAACUGUUUAUAAGUGCAUUUUGAAUAACUUACAUUUAAAACCAGUUUUACAUUUUUGUAAAUUUUAUUUUUGUGACACCAAACACCAAUCAUUGUUGCUCAUUUGUAAACUUGAUUGCAUUUCCAAAACACAUCUGCUAAAUUUAUAAUUGGAUUUUAUCUUUAUAUCAAAAGCGAAUCAAUCGCUUGAGUGUAAAAGAAUAUUUAAAACAGUUCUCUUUUUUUUUUUUUUAUUUGCAACUUUUAGUUGUUUCUUCACUGCUUUUGUUUCUACUUCACACACUGUGUGAACACGUCGGUGACUACUAAAGAGCGGAGUGACUCUCGGUGAGGAUCAAACCGACCAAUUAGAAGCCCUCUACCAACUGAGCCAUCGUUUGUAUGAAAAAAAAAAGUACAACAGCCCUUUUGUAUUUAUCAUGGUCUCUAGUCUAAGAGAUCAAAACUUGAUGUUGUUUUCUUUGAUGUACUUUUCCCCACUUGAGUGUUUUGUGUAUUUAUACUCUGCUAAUCACAGCAGGCCCAUCAAGCCCAUUCAUUUUGUUGAGAACACUUUUUCUUUUCUUUGUUUUCAGGCUCUUGCAAAAGCACCUUGAGUAUUGUUUUCUUCAGUUCUUGUCCAGUGUCGUGCCUUUUGACCCGUGUUGUGCAGAGAUGUAUUCCUCUUUAAAAAAAGAAUCCAGGAAGCUCCUCCCUGAUGUUUUAGCUUGAUCUCUAUUGUAAAUGAUUCUGUAAGAGACGAGCCAAAAAGGAAAAAGCAUUGAUCCUUUCAUAAUUUUGGUUUCAUCCACUCACUUAUCACCUUCUAUUGUGCAAUUUUUGACCCAUAUUUAGAUUCAUUUUAUUAUUUCAAGAGAUUACGAAAAGUUCCUUUAUCUGAUCUGAAGCACUGUCAGUGAUUAGUUUGGAUUAUCUUACUUAAAAAAUUACCAAACACAAGUCGGUUGAUAGAAAACAUUAAAGUUUAUCCUCUGUUUUUGUAUUAUUUUCUUAAGAAAUUAAUACUCCUAAGCACUUCUAAAUAUUUCAUUUCAGUGUAAGAACACAUUUUUCAUAUGCAAUUUCAAACACUUAUUUUGUGUGUAUAAUGUGUCCUUAUUGGGCUAAUAAUAUUGGUUACUUUGUUCAGUGAUUCCCAACCUUAACAUAAGAAAAAUUGCCGUUUUGAAAGUGGAUGGCUGUUUUAAAAGCAAGCCUUCAAACAACAACUUAGUCUUUGGUUGUAAAAUUUUGAAUUGACUCCAAAACCUAGAAUAUUGGCAUGAAAGUGUCUAAAAUGUGUUUUUCUCUGGGCUGAGAACUUUUAUUAAUAAUAUGAAGACUUUACUUGCUAGAUGUCACAAAUAUCUGCAUUUUGUAGCUAAAGUUACUUAGGAAAUUAUAUUGUUCAAAUUAGCAUGCUAAUUUUGAAGCUAAAGUUCUGUCUCUUCUGAAAAAAAAAACAACUUAAUGAAAUGUAAAUUUAGGCAUUUCUUUAUGUUUAACAAAUAUAAAAUGCAAUGAUUCUAUUUUUUACAUUUUGGUCAUAAAAAAGGCACUUUUUCCACACAGCACAGCAUGCUAGUUAGCUUUCGUUUAGCUCAGAAAUGUGUUAGCGCUACUAUGUACGGUGGCCCUGAAGGGGAAAAUCACUCCACACAAAAGCAUUUUAAAGAUCAUUGUGACAAUUAAAUUGCAAAGCUAAUAAUAAUAAACAUAGCACUACUUUAAAAAAUGUAAUGUUUUGUAAAAUGUUAAAAUGUUUUAUUUUUAUUUGAUUAGUUGAUGUGAUUUGCACUUCAGGGCCACCGUACAUAUGCCCUGUAAUAAUGAAAAAUAUGAAAGAAAGUUGACAAUAUUUUUGACUUACAUCAUUACAACAGGCUGUUUAGCGUAUCGUUGAGAAAAGAGUUGGGAAUCACUGACCCAAAGGAAUUUAAAAAACGGUUUAUCUCAAUGUUUGAGCCAAAAUAUAUAUAUCUAAAAAAUGAGGGAGAUUUUAAGUUAAGGUUAUCUGAUCGUGACUUUGCUACCCUGAACUGAAAGUCUCCAGAUAAUGUGCAAUGUUAACGAAUCUGCAAAAAGUACAUAUCUGUCGUUUGGGCAUGUGAAUACAUGAGAGCAUGCUUUUGUUUAGAGAUUACAAAGUGGUGUAAUGGGUUUUGUCUGACCUUUGUGUUUGUGCAAAGUGUAUGUGAUGCGUGGUUGAGUUGGGAGGUGCAGAGAUGAAGGCAUGGCUCUGUGGUGUGUAGAUGUAGGUUUUAUGUAGUUGGUUCUACAAAUGGAGAUACCCACGGUUCCUUCUUGUGUUUGUGUCUUUCUUUUGUCACUUUUCAUCAAGAGCUAGCAAUGACACAAACCUAUCAGAACAGACUCCACAUUCUCCUGCAUCCAGAUUUUGUUUUUAGAAGCUUUAUCAACCAGGAAAUGCAAAAGGAAAAAUAAAGAUUUUUAUUAAAAAUAAAUCAUUUCACCAGUUAACCUGUAAACACUUGCAUGCGUUUGUGAACAUGCACAUCUGUAGGUCGUAUUGAAACGUCACUAACUUGCUUUGUGUUCAUUUAUCAGCAGUAUUGACGUCAAAUGUGAAUAAUCUCACUGGGGAUUGUGGAGAGACGCUUGAAAGCUAGAAAAAAAAACAAAAAA
Molecule: messenger RNA, 6451 nt
Organism: Oryzias melastigma (Indian medaka)
Lineage: Eukaryota; Metazoa; Chordata; Actinopteri; Beloniformes; Adrianichthyidae
Gene: kctd2
Product: potassium channel tetramerization domain containing 2
Exons: 7
Coding region: 204-1034 (276 amino acids)
Biological process (GO): protein homooligomerization; proteasome-mediated ubiquitin-dependent protein catabolic process
Cellular component (GO): cytoplasm; Cul3-RING ubiquitin ligase complex
Molecular function (GO): cullin family protein binding
Source: RefSeq, a predicted model, not a curated record